Messenger RNA from Eimeria maxima, 993 nucleotides. RefSeq names its product Guanylyl cyclase, related. Lineage: Eukaryota; Apicomplexa; Conoidasida; Eucoccidiorida; Eimeriidae. Gene Ontology annotation, biological process: cyclic nucleotide biosynthetic process; intracellular signal transduction. The record is from RefSeq and is a predicted model, not a curated record. The coding region runs from base 1 to 993 and encodes 330 amino acids. The transcript is spliced from 9 exons.
AUGAAACGGCGAAUGUUCAUGGAGUACGUAAUGAGUUAUGCACUAGCGAACCGCCAUUUAUGUCCCUGCAGAGUUGUAAUCGUUGGUGCUGUCAAACAAAUCCCCGUCUCUUCCACUCGUUUUUUGGAUGGAGGAGCCCUUGCCUUUCGCCCCGGCUUUCUCCAAGAGGGUUUCAUUUGGCGUAAUUCAAGGAGCCGGUCUAGAGGGCCUGAAAGGCCUCCGCCAAUUGACGAGUCGUCAGAGGCUGUUUUACCACAGGGAGAUGCAGUUUCGCAGGACUGGCGCUGGCUCGCCUUGCGGUGCGAACGGCGCCUUAAUGCAUCAAUGCAGCAAAGGUCGGCGAAACCCGACAAGAUCGCCGACACACUUGGCCAUUCACUGGAUGUGAAGCAGUUUUCCUGCUUCGUGCCGAGGACUGUGCUGGAGGCCAUUGCAGACAAGCGCAUCAGGUACUCGGAUGACUUUGACGUGCAAGUUGAAACAUUCACGGCAGCAGUUGUAUUCUGUGAUGCAAGUGGUUUUACAGCACUAACGGAAGCCCUUGACACCCAGCCUAAUGGGGCGGAACGACUUGGCGGUAUUAUCAAUAAGUUUUUUGACAAGAUCAUUCGCAUUGUACAUUUCUGGGGAGGGGACAUCAUCAAAUUCAGCGGCGAUGCUCUGACAGUUGUAUGGCCGGUGGACGACGAAGAGGAUGAGGAUCGCCGUGAAGAGAUAAACGGAGAAGAUGACGCUGAAUACCGCGUUGAUGCGCGACAGGCGUGUCUUUUGGCAGCAAAGUGUUGUAUGAACCUCCACCAGUCCUUGCACAAAUAUCCGACGGGUUUUGCUGGAAAGACGCUGACACUCCACAUCGGUGCUGGCUUUGGGCGGGUCACUAUUUUACAGGUUGGAGGCAUCAUGGAUAGAUGGGAGUAUGUGGUGGCAGGAGCACCUUUAGAAGAAAUCUCCAUUGCAGAGCCGUUAGCCAGCACAGGCAAGUUUUCCCCAUAA